GGCUCAGUCAGGAGGAGGACGAGUGUCCGAUGUGUCUCCACAGACCUGAAGCUCUCUCCUCCAGCACGACCUCCCCCACACGCCCGCGGACAGGUCCCUCUCCCGGACAGGAGCUGGGGCCGGGCCGCUGGUCAGCAUGGAGCGCGCCGCGGACGCGCAGAGCCUGAUCUCCAUGUCCCUGAUGAAGAUCCAGAACUCCAGGACGCAGCGCGGCGGCAUCAAGCUGCACCGGAACCUGCUGGUGUCCUACGUGCUGCGCAACGCGCGCCAGCUCUACAUCAAGGAGAGGUACGCGGAGCUGUACCGGAUGCAGCAGUACGAGGAGGUGAUGACGGUCUGCAACGAGAUCCAGGAGCUCGACCCGCUGGACGUGGACGCGGAGGACGCGCACGGAGAGGAGCAGGCGCGAGGCUGCGGCGAGGACACGAGUCCGUGCGAGGCGGCGCGCCCCCGAAACGCGCCGCAGUCGGCGGCGCACGUCCGGGCAGCGAGCUCCCUCCUCGGCUGCUCUCCUUUCGAAGACUGCGGCAAAGAACCGGAGCCGUCGGACUUCCGCAGCUGCUGCAUGGAGGCGGACAACAUCCGGCACUGCAACAAGACCACGGUGCUGGACCUGGACACGCAUGUGGUGACCACCGUGGAGAACGGGUUCCUGCACCAGGACUGCUGCUGCGCGCAGGACGCGCAGGACGCGCAGGCUCCGGCCAGGAAGAGGAAGGUGGAGUCCGGCUGCUGCGCCUCGGACCUGGAGGAGCUGAGCGACUUCACUGCGGCGCGUAAAAGAGCCAAGCGCGAGGACUGCUGCUUCUCCAGCGCGGAAUUCACGGACACGUCCAACAUCUCCAACCUCAUCUCCAUCUUCGGCUCGGGGUUCUCCGGGCUGCUCAGCCGGCAGGCGGAUCUGGAGCAGAUCUGUAGCAAGCAGGCCCUGGCCAGUCUGGGAGCGUGGACCCGGGCCAUCGUGGCUUUUUAAAUCCAACUCCUUAUUCUGACGACAGACAGAGAGACAGACAGAGAGACAGACAGGGAGACAGACUGAGUGAGACAGACUGAGUGAGACAGACUGACUGUGACAGACAGACAGACUGAGUGAGACAGACAGAGAGACAGACAGAG
Messenger RNA from Hippoglossus stenolepis (Pacific halibut), 1116 nucleotides. It is a transcript of the gene ier5l, whose product is annotated as immediate early response 5-like. The transcript has a single exon. The record is from RefSeq and is a predicted model, not a curated record. NCBI's taxonomy places the organism in Eukaryota, Metazoa, Chordata, Actinopteri, Pleuronectiformes, Pleuronectidae. Bases 137 to 973 code for a protein of 278 amino acids.